GUCAAGUGUGCCGAGUUUCUCUGGGUUAUUUUAAUUAAAUUAAUAUUCUAUUGACUAUAAAUCCUAAUAAUGUCUGAAAAUAUUAGAAAUUUAAAGACACACACGUGUCGAAUAUGCCUAUUUAUGACUGAUAAUGUAGAACAAUUUGUGUUCUUAAAUGAAGAUAGUGUGUGGUUCGAACGUUUUGAGUUUUGUUUUGGUAUAAAAUUAUCUGCUCAAGACCAACAACAAGUAAUAUGUUUAAUGUGUUCCAUAGACAUAAAGAAAUUUAUAUGUUUUAAAGAGAAAUGUCUACAAUCACACCGACUAUGGGAAUCUUUGACAUCAGAUGCAAGGUGUAAUAUUGUUAAAAUUAAUUGUACUAACAAUACCAAAGAAGAUGAGGUUAAAAUUAAAUCAGAACAUUUGGAUACAGCAUCUGACAAUGACCAAAACUUCUUACCUGAUGAUGAUAAUAAUAUGAAUGAUUUCAGCGAGAUUAAAAUGAAACACAAUCAAAAUGACAAUUUAAAACAAUUGAAAGAUAUAGAAAUAUUGAAAAAUCUCCCAAAGAUUAUACAAAAUAAUAAAACUGAGUUGACUGAGAAUAGAAUAGAAUUGAUUGAUAAUGCAGAAAAAGUAGACAAAAAAUGGUUACAAUGGGGCUCUUACUUUAAACAUGUAAAUAGGUGUCAAAGAAAGAGAUCAAAAGAAGUUAAAGUGUGGAUCACUCCGGACUUUGUUUUUAACUGUGGGAAAAAAUAUGAUGGUAAUGUUACUGUGAAAAUAGAUAGUGAAAAUAAAACGUAUACGCAAAACAAUUUAACGAAAAUUCAGAACAAUUCACGUUAUUCAUGUGGUCUCUGUAGGAAUAGUUUUGAUUACAUACAGGAUUUAUUUAAACAUCUGAACGAACACUGGGAGAAUAAUGACUUGGCGUGUCAACUAUGUGAUUUUGUUGGCGUCGACUUAGCAGCUAUAGCGGCACAUAGAUAUUACCACUACCCACGAGAAGGGAAAGUGCAUUAUUUUUGCCACAUUUGUAGGCAUACAUUACCAUCUUUGCUGUCAUUGCACUUCCAUUACCGGAAGAUUCAUUUGAGAAUGGCUGGUGGAUAUUGCGCGCCAUGUAACAAGGAGUUCCCUAAACUAGCGUUCUGGAAGAAACAUGAAAAGACGAAACACAGUGCUCCUAAAUACAUCUGUGAUAUCUGUGGAAAAGGAUACAUUUUCAAGUACUCUAUAAGGGAUCACAUGAUGAAUAGUCAUUUGGGAAUAAAGCAGCAUAUUUGUGAUAUUUGCGGGAACUGUUUUAAAAACAAAAAAUAUUUAGAGCUUCACAUAAACGUAGUACACACAAAAUCAGAACCAUUAAAAUGCACACAUUGUGAUAAAAUGUUCAAGAGUUACCAUACAUUACAUGUUCACCAAAAGAAAAUUAGCAUGGAGAAGAAUCAUAAAUGUGGAGUGUGUCAGAAAGCAUUUACGAACAGCAAUAGUUUGAGCGUGCAUAUGGCUAUGCAUAGCGAUGUACGACCGUAUAGCUGUGAUAUUUGUGGAGCCAGCUACAAGUACAAAACCCACGUCAAAGUUCACAUGUACAAGCAUACUGGAUUUCAUCCACAUAAAUGUUCUCAAUGCACCAAAAGAUUUGCGACUACGUCACAAUUAAAAAGGCAUUCUUCGGUUCAUACUGGCGUUCGUCGACACGCUUGCAUCGCUCAGAAUUGCAUAAAAACAUUCCAUUCGAAGAAACUCAUGUUGACGCAUUUACAGUCAAGACAUAAAAUUGAAAAUGCUGAACCGAAGUGA
This is a messenger RNA of Spodoptera littoralis (African cotton leafworm), 1791 nucleotides long. The record is from the annotation of a GenBank genome assembly. NCBI's taxonomy places the organism in Eukaryota, Metazoa, Arthropoda, Insecta, Lepidoptera, Noctuidae.